Akanthomyces muscarius is the source of this 1458-nucleotide messenger RNA. RefSeq lists its product as uncharacterized. NCBI's taxonomy places the organism in Eukaryota, Fungi, Ascomycota, Sordariomycetes, Hypocreales, Cordycipitaceae. The record is from RefSeq and is a predicted model, not a curated record. The transcript has a single exon. Bases 1 to 1458 code for a protein of 485 amino acids.
AUGGUUCACUCCGCCUGGUUCUACAGCGCCGUGGGCACUCUCAUCACCACUGCCCAAGCCACUCAAUACUAUGUUGACUGCUCCGCAUCUUCAAGCGGCUCGGGCACACUCCAGCGCCCCUGGAACACUCUUGCGCAAGUGAAUGCGCCCACUUUCCAGCCUGGAGAUACAAUUGCCCUCAAGGCUGGCACCCAGUGCAAUGGCGUGCUAUCCCCCAAGGGCGUCGGAACUGCUGCGGCCGUCAUCCGUAUCACGAAAUACACGCAAGGCGCCAGCGCGAGCACCAACCCCGUCAUCAAUGGCACCGGGGCCGCAGCAGCCGUCACCUUGACCAACCAGGACCACUGGCGCAUCUCCAACCUCGCCGUGACCAACCCGGCCGGGCAGCUCGCGGCGCGCCAGGGCAUCCACGUCACCGCCAGCGACGGCAAGACCCAUACCGGUAUCACCAUUGACGGCAACACGGUGCACCACGUCGCGGGCCAGACCAACAAGGCCACCCACGCCACCGACUUUACCCUGUCGUGCGGCAUCCUCGUCGACGUCGGCCAGGCGGGCAGCCGCUACGACAAUGUGCUCGUGAGCGGCAACGACGUGUCCGACUGCGGCGGCGGCGGCAUCAAGGUGCGCGUCGGCGCCAUGAACAACCUCGGCUACCAGGCGCACGUCACGCAGAACGCGAUUCGCGCGUGCGGCGGCGACGGCAUCAUCAUCUCGUACAGCGACACGCCGCUCAUCGACUACAACACGGCCGCCGACCUCGGCACCGGCGCGUACCCGUGGACCGGCGGCAACUUUGCUGGCAUGUGGGUGCUCGGCGACCACAACCCGACCAUCCGCCACAACGUCGUCACCGGGAGCAUCAUGUCGGCCAUCGACAGCGAGGCCUUUGACUGCGACUGGGGCAACACGGGCAACUGCACCGUCGAGUACAACUUUAGCCGCGACAACGCCGGCGGCGCGUUCCUCAACUGCGACGGCUGCGGCACGUCGGGCGGCGCGGACCAGAUUGUGCGCUACAACAUCUUCCAGAACGACUGCCGCUUCUACAGCAACGGCGACGAGCCGACGCUGUACUUUUACCAAAACGUGCUGUACUGCGACGAGGCAAAUUUCAACAUGACGCUGCCCCUCAACACGCAGUUCACCAACAACAUCAUCGUGGGCAACGGCAAGUCCUCGCUGCCUGCGCGGAGCGGUAUCAGCUGGGCCUGGAACGUCUUUCAGAACGUCAAGCCCCCGACCAAUAACGGCAUACAGGGGGAUCCAAUGUUCGUGAACCCGGGGUCCGGAGAGGAUACCCUGGCUUCGGCUGCGGGGUACCGUCUCAAGAAGAGCUCGCCCGCGCUGGUCAACGGGCAAGUGAUUUUGGGUAAUGGCGGGAUCGACUUUUAUGGAAAUCCCGUAUCGCAGACAUCAAAGCCGAAUAGGGGCGCGUACAAUGGUCCGGGUGUUUAA